This is a messenger RNA of Dichomitus squalens LYAD-421 SS1, 894 nucleotides long. Its product is annotated as endo-1,3(4)-beta-glucanase-like protein. Lineage: Eukaryota; Fungi; Basidiomycota; Agaricomycetes; Polyporales; Polyporaceae. Gene Ontology annotation, biological process: glucan catabolic process. The record is from RefSeq and is a predicted model, not a curated record. Bases 1 to 894 code for a protein of 297 amino acids. Gene Ontology annotation, molecular function: hydrolase activity, hydrolyzing O-glycosyl compounds. The transcript is spliced from 8 exons.
AUGUUCGCCACAUGCGCCUAUCUCGCCCUCUUCUCCUGUCUCGUUGCCCCCGCACUCGGCACGACCUACGCGCAAAGUGACAGCUUUCAGGGCAGCGACUUUCUCUCUGGGUUCAUACACCAGGCCAUCGCAGACCCUACCCAUGGCCGAGUCGACACGCUCAUUCUCCGAGCGGACGACACGACGGUGCUCAGCGCUAGUGACCCCGGACGCAACUCUGUUCGACUGAUGAGCAACAACGUGUAUUCGAACCAUGUGACCAUAUGGAACAUUCGGCACAUGCCUGAGGGCUGCGGGACUUGGCCAGCGGUGUGGGAGGUUGGCCAGGAUUGGCCGAACCAAGGAGAGAUCGACAUCCUUGAGGGCGUCAACGACGAAGGGACUGACCAGGCCACACUCCACACGGGCUCUAACUGUACGGUUGGAGGAACGCGCACCAUGGCUGGGACCUCUACCGGCGACAACUGCGACGUUAAUGCGACGGGCAACAGCGGUUGUGGCGUGAAGUCCAACGACGUAUCCUCAUACGGCCCUGCGUUCAACGCGGCGGGGGGCGGCUUCUACGCAAUGGAGCGCUCAGACGCGGGCGUGAAGGUCUGGUACUGGUCGCGGAACAGUGGGUCGAUCCCGAACGACGUGCUGAACGGCGCGGCGAACGUCGAUACGGACAACUGGGGAACGCCGUUUGCGGACUUCUCGAGCACCUCAUGUGAUAUGGCGUCGCACUUCGGGCCGCAUAACAUUGUUAUCAACCUGACGUUCUGCGGCGAUUGGGCUGGUGCGGUGUUUGAGGCUGAUGGAUGCCCUGGAGACUGUACUACAUACGUCGACGAAAACCCUAGCGCAUUCGCAAACGCAUACUUCGACGUUGCAUGGCUCAGGGUUUACCAGUAG